Molecule: messenger RNA, 943 nt
Organism: Suillus subaureus
Lineage: Eukaryota; Fungi; Basidiomycota; Agaricomycetes; Boletales; Suillaceae
Exons: 6
Coding region: 61-897 (278 amino acids)
Source: RefSeq, a predicted model, not a curated record
CAAGUGCGAACUAACAAAAGCAGGUAUGCAUGAACCCUCUGGAGGUUAUCAGGGGAAUUCAUGACUUGUAUAGACGUGGAGACUCGGUCUGGCAUGACUGGUAUCGAAUCCUGGCCUCUUGAGCUAAGCUCAUUCGAUUCGGUGCGCUCUUUCGUGGACAAUUUUGAAGCAAAGGGCUGCACAGCCAAUGUUCUUAUCGCCAACGCUGGCAUGUCGACGACGAAGUAUGCGAAAACUCCAGAUGGCUAUGAAACUACAUUUCAAGUGAAUUACCUGUCGACCGCUCUGUUGAGCAUAUUGAUGUUGCCUCACCUCAUCAAGAUGGGGACUCCUGAACGUGCCUCGAGACUCGUUAUUGUGUCUAGCGAGGUUCAUUAUAUAGCCAACAGACUAAAAGGGGCAGAUAAAUGGCCUAGUAUCAUCGAAACAAUCAAUGAUGAGGCGUAUUGUACUUCCAGCGUAAUGAUGAAUCGCUACCCCCUAUCCAAGCUCCUCGAAGUGAUGUUCAUCCGUGAGUUGUCUUCUCGACUUCCCACACCAACCUUGGUCGCUGUUUCGGCGGUCAAUCCCGGCUUUUGUCACUCCCGUCUUUCGCGAGAAAUCGAAUCGAAUCCUAUCCUCAAGUUUGCCGUGAGCACUUACAAAGGGCUAUUGGCACGCACGACUGAGAUGGGCAGUCGGACACUUGUCCAUGCAGGAAUCGAGCCAGGUGAGAGGGAGCGGCACGGUCACUACCUGUCGAGCUGCGAAGUUGCCGAAGAGAGCGAUUAUGCUCUCAGCGCGGAAGGAAGGGAGGUUUCGAAGCGUUUGUGGCAUGAGACGCUUAAAGUCCUUGGAGACAUCGAUCCAAGAGUUAAUACAAUUGUGUCUGAACACCUCACUCAGGACAUAGUAUAAUUUAAUUGUUAUUCGUCGACCGCUACCAUGUAUUAUGUUGUAUUCU